AUGAAUAAUAGGAAUAAGCUACUCUUUGAGAAUAAAGAGUACUCCGUGGAAGAAACUGUUUUGAAAAUCCUUCAGGACUCAAGAGCUUGGAAAGGCACCAUUGAGGCCAACAAAAAGCAACAAGUGCCACUUAUUGUGGAGCCUCACCAAAAUUUAUCUAACUUGCAUCUGGUAUUGCUUUCUUCCAUCACAGGUACCAACUCGUGGAGUGUUCACACGAAUGCUGCAUGGAACUCAACCUUUGGCAACUGUGGAAUGGGAUGGCACUUCAAAGACACGUUGGCUACACCAGCAGGCACAUUCUCCUCAACACGCCGCUCAGUCUCCUCUGCCCUUGUAGCCGAGGCUUUGGCGUUAAAGGCUGCAAUCUCUUCCGCAGCAAAUUGUGGUAUUGGUAUUGAGUCCCUUGAAGUCUUCUCUGACUCUAAAGGCCUCAUUACUCUCCUCAACACCAAGAAGAACAAUGUUUAG
Messenger RNA from Brassica napus (rape), 471 nucleotides. RefSeq lists its product as uncharacterized. The record is from RefSeq and is a predicted model, not a curated record. Lineage: Eukaryota; Viridiplantae; Streptophyta; Magnoliopsida; Brassicales; Brassicaceae. Gene Ontology annotation, molecular function: nucleic acid binding; RNA-DNA hybrid ribonuclease activity. The coding region runs from base 1 to 471 and encodes 156 amino acids. The transcript has a single exon.